AUGGAUUCAACCAUUUCGCCAGAUAUUUGUGACGACAACCUCGGAAUACGUACUAAAUCGAUACUCAGCACACCGGCAAUAAAGCAGACAAAAGAAAAACCGGCUCUUUCACCAAUAGAGGAAGAAACUGAUUCCUCCGAUACUUCAGCCGAUAGUGGCACACGUAACCGUGAUAACGAGAAUGUAACCGCUCUGAAAAAACAUUCUUACGAUAUUCGAAUUGGUUUGCGCAACGAUUACGAGCAGCUUAUUGGCAAUCUCGAGGAAGAAAUACCGAAGGAUAAAAUAAGACUCGAUGAGAGUCCGCCAUUUCUCACGGCUAGAAACACUUCCGAUCACAAGGGCCAAUGCUGCGAUAGCAGCGCCACAACGAGCAAUGAGAGAAACAGCGAAGACGAGGAGGAAGAAGAAGAGAUCGAGGAGGAGGAGGAGGAUUCUUCGGUAAGCGGUGAAAGCACUUCCGGCGACGUCGAUUAUUACUGCGAAGAAAAUUACCAAGGCAAUGCCCUUGAAACUCCGGGGAAUGAUGACCUUGAGAAUGUUGCCAAUGACGCGGAAGAGAAUUCCCUCGUAUCAUCGAGAAAAAAAGUUAGAACGAAUCGUCGACCGAAGUCUGCACCUUCCAGCUACUCAAUCGAGGCCUCGUCGGACCCUCGUCGCGAUCACGAGUUCAACGAUGUUGCAACGAUCUUGGACUGGCUCAAAACUAGACUCGUCAAAUCUGAGAGAGACAUAGACGAGCUCAAAAAUCAGCUCGACGUGGAAAAAUUACGAGGUCGCAAACUCGCGAGACGUUACGAGGACGACCAAAAUCUCAUGAGAGAAAACCUUAGAAUCGACCUUGAAUCGUGGAUCAAGAAAUUGAACGAUGGACUCAAAAGCUAUCUCGGGGAAUGGCAGAAACGCGAGAGACUCAGGAUCAACGAAGAAAUCUCGAGAAUCAGCGAUCUUUAUUCUCAGGAAAUAACUAAGGGCCUGAAAAUCACGUUCAAAGAAUGGCAAGCGGAGGACAUGAAAAGUAUCAUCGAAGUUAUCGAUAGCCGCGAAAAGUCACGAGACGAUAAAGAGAAGCUCAAUGCCAAACUUGUUUACGAGAAGAUUCAAACGCACUUGGAGAACCUUGAGAAAAGAAAUAGAAAGUCUUACGCGACGUUGUCUAAGCACAUUGACAAGUGGGAGGACCGCUUGAGGGACGAGAUCGUUAAGCUGCACGAGGAGGAUUUGAAGAAACUUCGUCAAGAAGUUAACAUUCGGUGCGAAGAAAGCAAAAGAAGUGGCGAUUCGAGUACGAGCGUUCGGAGUCGUAAGGAAAAAUGCACAGAAAUAAAGCGAAGCAGUUCAUUCCUCGGCGACGAAGCGUUACUCCAGGUGGAGGAAAAUCUGUUGAAGCGUUUGCGGGAGUCAAGCACCAAAGAUUUUCGGCGAACGGAGCAGAUCGUGAGGACCGAAUUGAAGAGUCAACGACGGGAGCUCGGCAAGCGUAUGAAUGAAAAAAUCAGUGAGCUUUGGUUGGCGUUCGAGGAGUUCGGCAGUUACGGGAGCUCAAAAAUCGGCAGGAACGACCUCGAAGAUCACCGCGGAUCGGUAAUCGCAAAUCGGUCAAAAGACCCGUCGCUCAAACCGGAUAUCGCGGGAGCUCGAUGGGGCGGUGAGAAAAUCGUGAGAUUGAAUCAGCCUGGUGGAGAAUCGAGUUUUAACAACAGUGACGUUGACGAGGAUGCUGAUCGCGACUACGACGAGGACGAGGACGAAAGCACGGGACGAUCGAGCGGCAGAAAUGAAGACGCUCUCGAAACCCCGGUCCCUUCGACUCCUCCGUCAAGACCGAGCAUCAAAACGAGUCUUGUUAACAAAAACUCUUGCAACGAUAAAUCGGCCAAUCGUGGACAAAAGUGA
This is a messenger RNA of Venturia canescens, 1896 nucleotides long. RefSeq names its product DNA ligase 1-like. The coding region runs from base 1 to 1896 and encodes 631 amino acids. The record is from RefSeq and is a predicted model, not a curated record. The transcript has 4 exons. Lineage: Eukaryota; Metazoa; Arthropoda; Insecta; Hymenoptera; Ichneumonidae.